Messenger RNA from Physcomitrium patens, 1816 nucleotides. RefSeq lists its product as uncharacterized. The record is from RefSeq and is a predicted model, not a curated record. Lineage: Eukaryota; Viridiplantae; Streptophyta; Bryopsida; Funariales; Funariaceae.
GCUGGCGGCGACGUGUUCCUUCGCCCUCAUGGGGGCGUCUGCCCUCCCGUCCCCUUCCGUGCUUCACCGCCCCCAGUUGCACUCUCUUAGCUAAUUAUGCCUCUAUUUCUUUUGAAUUCCAACAAUGACGAACAAAACCCAUUUCUCCGAUUUGGUUGUCACGGUUGGGUAAUGUUGGGUUUGCAUGAAUUCUGGUGAAAUGUGAAGUCGGGGGAGCUUUGGUACCCUGCUUUGGUGAUGAGGUUUGAUGCAGUGCAGUGUAGUUCACUGAUUGAAGUGUUUCGUCGCGCAUUCCAGUUGCGAGCUGGGGUUGCUGUAUGCGAGAGAGAAAGGCCGGACGUGAGGUUUUGGUUUGGGGAUGUGUUGGUGAGCCUUUGAAGAGCUAGAGUUCGAACUUUGAAUUGGUUGCGGUAGCGUGUGGAAGAUGAAUUUCGGAAUGUGGACCCGGAUUGUGAGGGUUUGAAUGAGAGCGAGAGAGAGAGGGUGGUUUCUGGUGAUUUGUGAAGACGUUAGGUGAAGGGUUGAAUUUAGGGUUUUUGAAUGUGCGACGUGGAGGUGGGGACGAAUUGGAAUAUGAGGGGGUGACAUUGGCGGUGACGGCUGGGAGGUGCAAAGAAUGAAAUGACAUAACUGAAGAAUCGAUGUUUGUUAGGGCGGUGCGCAGAGGGGAGGAAGAGUCGUUAAGGUCAGAUUAGGGAAUUCUAUGAGGAGAAGGGUAUGAAGAUUGAUUAUUACAAGGUGCUCGGGGUUGCAAGGGAUGCAACUGCGAAUGAAAUUAAGCAAGCCUUUCGGAAACUUGCGCUUGAAUGCCACCCUGACAGGCAUGCUCAGGAAUCAAUCCAAUCUCAGGAAUCUGCAGGACGGAGGUUCAGGCAGGUCUCCGAGGCGUAUGAUGUGCUGGGUGACAACUUGAAGAGGAUUGCGUACAAUAAGGGUGCAUACAACGUUGGAAAUCAAGGCUCUGGACCUUCUAGGAGAUACGAGGGACCUCCUAGACGCCGCUAUUACAGACGCUCUAAUCAAGGUUAUACUACGUAUGGAAGCGCACAAGCUAGGUCUGCAUACGAUCGGAGUUCAGGACAACGAUGGAGAUAUGAAUCCGAGUAUUCUGCUGCUGAGCAAAAGGAGAAACUUAUCAACACUAUCUUUUUUGGAUUCGCGCUACCGUUGUUCCUGUUUGCAGAUUACAUUGAAGCAGCCUUUUGGCCGAAACCCCGUCCUGGUUGGAACGUGGAUGGGGAGUCUCGUCCAGAGAAGUCAAAUCCCGCGGAGCUCAAGAAAAAAGUGAGGAAAAAGGCAGUGGCAUGCCCCGCGGUGCAGACUAGUCCAGUUACACCAGCUAUCAGGGAUGUUCCUGAUCAAGGAUGUAAAUCGUUGUUGAACAGGAGUGUUGGUUAUACAUAUGUGGUAGGUCGGGGGUUGGGAAAGCUUGAAUCUGCCACCAAUUUGGCACCGAAGCUCCCUGAAACUAUUCCUCACUCAACUGGUCCUCAAAAUUUGCGUUCUUUAUUGAGCAUGGAAAACAGGUUGAGCGAUUUGAGACUUGAUGACAUUCAUAAAUGGCUCAGGCAUAGAACUGGAGUUCCAGGUAGCGGAGGCGGUGCUUAGGUUUGUAUACAAGUUAGUGCGAGUAGGUCAUUGACCUCAGCAGGAAUUUCUACAAUUAUUUUUCUAUCACAUUACUUAAAAUAGCCAUUCAAUCUGAAGUGGUUUCAUCAUAUCACUAUGUACCUAGACCUGGCAAUGACAACAAUCCUGGACAUUUUGUGAGAUUCAGGAGAAUGAAGUGAACUCUUGUAAGGGUUCUUGGUACAGA